Grammomys surdaster is the source of this 2530-nucleotide messenger RNA. It is a transcript of the gene Mpo, whose product is annotated as myeloperoxidase. Gene Ontology annotation, biological process: response to oxidative stress. The coding region runs from base 274 to 2439 and encodes 721 amino acids. The transcript has 14 exons. Gene Ontology annotation, molecular function: peroxidase activity; heme binding. The record is from RefSeq and is a predicted model, not a curated record. NCBI's taxonomy places the organism in Eukaryota, Metazoa, Chordata, Mammalia, Rodentia, Muridae.
AUAACUUCUUAGCCUUAGCUCCCUGAAUUUUGGUUCUUUCAAAGGAAUUGGGACACUCAACCAACAUUUUGAGGGGCUAGUUGUUUGUGCUCUCUGGGAGUAUCUCUGAUCCAUUCCCCUGUCAAUCCCUCCACUUCAUGGGCCCCUCUCUGUGCACCCCUAACCCCAGUGGGGGAGGAGAGUUUAGUCUUGGGAUAGGUCUGUCUCUUUUUAGGUCAGCCCGCCCCCAGCUUCAACGGGAUAAAAGCCCAUUGCCAGUGAGAGGUGUUGACAAUGUCAGAGAUGAAGCUAUUCUUGACCUUGGCAGGCCUCCUGGCCUCCCUGGCCAUGCUUCAGACUGGCAAUGGUGCCACUCCAGCUCUCCUGGGGGAAGUGGAGAAUUCAGUGGUGCUGAGCUGUAUGGAGGAGGCCAAGCAGCUAGUGGACAGAGCCUACAAGGAGCGGAGAGAAAGCAUCAAGCAGAGCCUUCGAAGUGGCUCCGCCAGCCCCACAGAACUCCUGUUCUACUUUAAGGAGCCGGUGGCGGGCACCAGAACAGCUGUGAGGGCUGCUGACUAUCUGCACGUGGCCCUAGACCUGCUGAAGAGGAAGCUGCAGCCCCUGUGGCCACGGCCUUUCAAUGUCACAGAUGUGUUGACACCUGCUCAGCUGAAUCUGUUGUCUGUGUCAAGUGGCUGUGCCUAUCAGGACGUGGGAGUGACAUGCCCACAGCAGGACAAGUAUCGCACCAUCUCUGGACACUGCAACAACAGACGCAGCCCCACUCUGGGGGCCUCCAACCGCGCCUUUGUGCGCUGGCUGCCUGCGGAGUAUGAAGAUGGCGUCUCCAUACCCUUCGGCUGGACGCCCGGGAUCAAUCGCAAUGGCUUCAAGGUGCCCCUGGCUCGCCAGGUCUCCAACGUCAUCGUGCGCUUCCCCAACGAUCAGCUGACCAAGGACCAGGAGCGCGCGCUCAUGUUCAUGCAGUGGGGCCAGCUUCUGGAUCAUGAAGUCACCUUGACUCCAGAGCCAGCUACGCGGUUCUCCUUCUUCACUGGCCUCAACUGUGAGACCAGCUGCCUGCAGCAGCCACCCUGCUUCCCCCUCAAGAUCCCACCCAAUGACCCUCGAAUCAAGAACCAAAAGGACUGCAUUCCCUUCUUCCGCUCCUGCCCGGCAUGCACCAGGAGCAACAUCACCAUUCGCAACCAGAUCAACGCGCUCACUUCGUUCGUGGAUGGCAGUGCGGUGUAUGGCAGCGAGGACCCCCUGGCCAGGAGGCUGCGCAACCUCACCAACCAGCUGGGGCUGCUGGCGGUCAAUACACGCUUCCAAGACAACGGCAGGGCCCUGCUGCCCUUUGACAACCUGCACGAUGAUCCCUGCCUCCUCACCAACCGCUCUGUCCGCAUUCCUUGUUUUCUGGCAGGGGACAUGCGCUCCAGUGAGAUGCCGGGGCUCACCUCCUUGCACACCCUCUUCGUCCGAGAGCAUAACCGGCUGGCCACACAGCUCAAGCGCCUGAAUCCUCGAUGGAAUGGGGAGAGGCUCUACCAGGAGGCUCGGAAGAUUGUGGGGGCCAUGAUCCAGAUCAUCACAUACCGGGACUACCUGCCCUUGGUGUUGGGGCCAGCAGCCAUGAAGAAGUACCUACCCCAGUACCGAUCCUACAAUGACUCAGUAGAUCCUCGAAUCGCCAACGUCUUCACCAACGCUUUCCGUUACGGCCACACCCUCAUCCAACCUUUCUUGUUCCGCCUGGACAAUCAGUACCGGCCCACAGGGCCCAACCCCCGUGUCCCACUCAGCAAGGUCUUUUUUGCCAGCUGGAGAGUCGUGCUGGAAGGUGGCAUUGACCCCAUUCUCCGAGGCCUCAUGGCUACUCCUGCGAAACUGAAUCGCCAGAACCAGAUUGUGGUGGAUGAGAUCCGGGAGCGACUGUUUGAGCAAGUCAUGAGGAUAGGGCUCGAUUUGCCUGCUCUUAACAUGCAGCGUAGCCGGGAUCAUGGUCUCCCAGGAUACAAUGCCUGGAGACGCUUCUGUGGGCUUCCACAGCCCAGCACAGUGGGUGAACUCGGCACGGUGCUGAAGAACCUGGGACUGGCACGGAAGUUGAUGGCACAGUAUGGCACGCCCAACAACAUUGACAUCUGGAUGGGCGGUGUGUCUGAGCCCCUGGAGCCCAACGGCCGCGUAGGUCAGCUCCUUGCCUGUCUCAUUGGCACUCAGUUUAGGAAGCUACGCGAUGGAGAUCGGUUUUGGUGGGAGAACCCAGGUGUGUUCAGCACACAGCAGAGACAGGCCUUGGCCAGCAUCUCCUUGCCCCGUAUCAUCUGUGACAACACUGGCAUCACCACUGUGUCCAAGAACAACAUCUUCAUGUCCAACUCAUACCCCCGAGACUUUGUCAGCUGUAACACCGUUCCUAAACUGAACCUGGCUUCCUGGAAGGAGGCCUAGAGGCUGGGGGUCUCCCAGGAGAGGAACGGAGGUCAUUGGCCUUUCUGUGCUAUUUGUACCUGAGAUUCACACUAAUAAAACAUGGUGGAUG